AUGGUUCUCACCGCCACAUUCCUCAUGGCCGUCGUGUUCCUCGCAUCUCCGAUUAUAAUCCAUGCCGCAGAUUCUUCAGACGUAAAGCUCGACGAGGGAUCCACCAAGUGCUCACCUGCUUGCAUCCAAUAUCCGCCGCCUCCUCCUCCUUCAUUUCCUCCACCGCCUCCGCCGUCUACGCCAUCGCCGCCAACACCGUCGUACUGCCCGCCACCUCCGCCUUACGUCUCUCCACCGGGAGAUAUUUACCCCGUUGACCAUGACUUUGGACUUGGAGCAGCGGCUGCUGGAGAAAGCUUCACCACCGUAAAGCUGAUUGUGCUUGGAGUUAUCGGUUUCAUGUUUCUUGGAAUAUGA
This is a messenger RNA of Thlaspi arvense, 357 nucleotides long. Lineage: Eukaryota; Viridiplantae; Streptophyta; Magnoliopsida; Brassicales; Brassicaceae. The record is from the annotation of a GenBank genome assembly.